AUGGCCGUACUCGUCGGCUGGAUAAUUGAGUCCGUCUAUGAGAUGUUACACAUAUCUGGACUUACCCUACAGUCCUUUCUCGUCUUCUGUACGGCCUUUUUUCUGGCGUGUUUUCUUUUGAAGCGCCGCAGAAACCUGCCUCCCUACCCGGCAGGACGCGUGCCUGUUCUCGGGCACCUCCUCGCCUUGGGCCGAGCGCCUCACCUCAAGCUAACGGCGUGGAGGCGGCAGUACGGGGACGUCUUCACUGUCAGGAUGGGGAUGGAAGAUGUGGUGGUUCUGAACGGCUACAGUGUCGUCAAGGACGCGCUCGUGGACAGGUCCGAGCUGUUCGCGUCUAGGCCGCCAAACUACUUGUUUGAUGCUGUCUUUGGUUUCGGAAAGGACUUCGCCACUGCACGUUGGGGGACCGAGUUCAAACAGAGAAGGAGGUUCGCCACCGCCGCUUUGAAGAACCUCGGCAUGAAGGUCGGAACUGGCAGCAUCGAUGAGAAAAUCCGAGAGGAGGCGAAUUGUCUCCGCAACAGGAUGACUGAAUACGACGGAAGGCCCUUUGACGUAUCAAACGAUCUAACCGUAGCUGCUGGAAACGUCAUCUGCUCCAUGACGUUCGGAAAGCGCUACGACUACGAGGACGAAACUUUCCGUGAACUCGGGAAGGCGAUCGCAAACGUCAUGGCUGAACUUGCAGCUGGACAGAUCUUCAGCGUCUUUCCUUUCUUACGGUUCGUUCCUGGAAUAAACAGGACCUGUAGGGAAGUACUCAAACAGAACUCCAAGAUUCACCGAGUGUUGUGGGACGAGAUAGCCCGCCAUCGCGAGAACCUGGAUCGCGAGAACCCGCGAGACUUCCUUGACUUCUGCCUGCUGGAGGUUGAGAAGCAGGAGAAGGUGGAGGGUCUGACGGAGGAGAACGUCCUGUACAUGGCCUCGGACCUCUUCUUUGCAGGAACUGACACAACCAACAACACACUGUUGUGGGGUCUGCUCUACAUGACAUUGCACCCCGACAUCCAGAGUAAGGUGCAGCAGGAGCUUGAUGCCGUUGUUGGUGAGGGUCUGCCCACCCUGUCCCACCGUUCCCAGCUGCCCUACUUGAACGCCUGUCUGCUGGAGGUAAUGAGGAUCCGGACCAUCGCACCUUUCGCGAUUCCCCACGCCACCACAGAGACGGUCAAAAUACAGGAGUAUGACAUACCCAAGGGAAUCAAGGUACUACCGAACCUGUACUCCCUCCACAUGGACCCCGCCUACUGGCCUGAUCCGGACCGGUUUGACCCCGGAAGGUUUCUGGACGCGGAAGGAGACGUCAUCAAGAAGCCUGAAGGCUUUAUGCUUUUUUCAGGAGGCCGACGUGUGUGUCUUGGGGAGCAGCUGGCCAGGAUGGAACUUUUCCUGUUCUUCUCGACCCUCCUGCAGUCCUUCACAUUCAAGACGCCAGAGGGCGCCCCUCCCCCAACCACUGACGGCGUCCUUGGUACGACGUUAGCCCCGCACACGUUCAAGAUCUGUGCGAUCCCGCGUUAG
Molecule: messenger RNA, 1527 nt
Organism: Branchiostoma belcheri (Belcher's lancelet)
Lineage: Eukaryota; Metazoa; Chordata; Leptocardii; Amphioxiformes; Branchiostomatidae
Product: cytochrome P450 2U1-like
Exons: 7
Coding region: 1-1527 (508 amino acids)
Biological process (GO): xenobiotic metabolic process
Cellular component (GO): cytoplasm; intracellular membrane-bounded organelle
Molecular function (GO): oxidoreductase activity, acting on paired donors, with incorporation or reduction of molecular oxygen, reduced flavin or flavoprotein as one donor, and incorporation of one atom of oxygen; heme binding; iron ion binding
Source: RefSeq, a predicted model, not a curated record